CAUCACUGACAGCGGUGCUCAAAAAAGAAAACAGCGGAAAAAGUUUAGGUCAAACAAAUCGCGAGAAAUACGAGAAAUAAAUAAAUUUUAGAUAUCCACGGACGCGCGAGAUGAAGGAGAACAACAAGAUCCUCCAGCUCAUCUAUGUGGCGUGGCGCGAGCGCUGGUCGGACUCCCAGUGGGGCAUCAACAUAAAGAAGGUGCUGCCCAGGGGAGUCAGUGGAGAUGUGUACAAUCUGGCGGACUGUCUGAUGCAGCAGGCGCUCAUUGGCUCAACAGCAAAUCCGUUGGUUCUCAAUUACCUGAAGCACUCUUUAUGCGCCCAUCUCGUCUCGCAUGCCGCUGUCCUUCGCUGCAUUGCUAAAUAUGACAAAUUGGAGCGUGUUUAUUGCAUCACAGCGCUCUUGGAGUUCCUGGCCAGCAUUGUGGAUGGAGUUACCUGCCGCAUAAAAUCCGAGGAAGCUGUGCUGCCGAGCGCCGUGGUCCACCUGGUCUACUGGCUGCUCCAAAUCUUUGCCAGAACUGUUCAGCAUUACGAACUUUACGGGGAGAUUAGCGCCGAGCAAUCGUACAUGCUGGACCAGACCUGCGUGGUGAUCGAGCGCCUGAGUCAGCAGCAGUUCCUGCUCUCCAUGCUGUUUGUGGGUUGCCACGAGGAGCUCGAAAUAUGCGGACGGAUUCGGGAUAAGUACUCCAGCAUCAAGGGAUCGUUGACCAACUCCAAUUUCACGCUAAACUCGCCAAGCGUAGAACAGCAACUCCAGCAAUUGGCCUACAUUGAGGCCAAGCAUUUGGAUAUGCAGCCACUGAAUGCGCCGCCAACGCUGGAGAAGAUCUCGUGCUGUGUGCAGCCGCUGCUGGCGGUGGAAGUGUUGCUGAACCCUUGCAAGGACACCAGCUACUACGUGGCCGAGUUGCAGAUGCUGCAGCGGUUGAAGAGGUACUCCAAUACACGCCUUUUCUACGAAAUCAUUCGUGCCGGCUUCCUCACGCUGAGCAAUGUGGCCGAUACUAGUCCGGAUACCAUGUGGGGUGCCUUCAUGUUCUUCAAGAUGCCGCACAUCAUCAAGCAGCUGCACGCACUGCAGCGGAUUCCCGGCGAGCAGCCACCGCCGGCGGAUUACAUUCCCGAAUUGGUGGAGGCCCUGGAGCUGCUCAUCGAGGACAACCUGCUGCUGGACUUCAUGGACACCAAGUGCUCGUGCAAUAUGAUCGAGUUCCUGCUGAACGACUGGACCAAGCAGCAGCUGGUCAAUGAUGUGCAUGUCAAGAAGUUCGCCAGUCAGAGAGAAGCCGCCUCUCAGUUGCUGAAAAAAUGCGAUAAUGGCCAGCAGACACCCUCCAACAUCAACUUCAUCAAGCGGGCAGAGGUUCCGCUCUCCGGAGUGCUAAAGACGCUGUGCACCAACAAGGUGCAAGACAUGGUGAACGUUCUCUGCCAGGUGCCAGUGGGCAACAGCUUUGAGUUGAUUCUCUCGGUGGCAACAGUGGAAGGACGCCUCAAAACCUUCGUCUCCCGCCUGAUUCAGUGCAAUGAGAACUCCAAGCCUGUUCCCGGCGAGCUGGGCAAGUUGUGCGUCAUCCGUUCAACACUUUUCGAUGUCUCUUUUCUCAUGUUGACCAGCAUUGUGCAGACCUACGGAUCAGAUGUCGUUUUAUCCGAGCGCGGUGACUCCUUCUUUGAGAAAUGGGUGCGCGAGUGCAUGGUGGAGCGCAACAAGCUGAAGAAUCCCCGCCAAAUUCUCGCCCUCUGCGACGACAGUAUUGUGGAUGAGCUGCUGCUCAGUUUCAGCAAACCGGAGACAGCCCAACUGAAGCCAAGCAGCCUGAGUUGGCAGGAGACCUGCCUGAAUCUCCCGGGUGUCCUUCAUCACGUGCUCAUCGCCUGGGAGCAGGAGACCCUCUCCUCGGCGGAUGUUAAGAGUAUUCUGGACAACAUAAAGCGGCGACUUUUCAGCUUCUCUGUUUGCGCCACCAGUUUCCUGUGUGCCUACAUGUAUUCGGUCAAGGAGACGGAGCUUCUGAAGCCGCUGAACAUGAUUCAGCAGUUCCUGGCGCCGUUGACCAGCGAGGAGCUGUCCAGCCAGGAAAACGCCAAGGAGCGGUUAGCUUUGUCUUAUCAGAUUAUUAGGAAAAUGCAACACGAUGUGCAUCCAGCUCCGAGCACAAAAUCCCGCCUGAUUUCACACUCCCCGCUGGUCGAGCAGUUCCGCGAGGUGUGGCGCACUGUGAUCGAUGCCGGUCACCUGCCCGUUCGCGCCGCCCAGUCACUCGAGUCCCUGCUGCUGGCCGGCGGAGCGGCGUGGCUGUCCACGCAGCUGGUGGAGCAGCUGCUGGCCUGCAAGUACACCAGGGAUAUGUCGCGAACGAUGGAUGUGGUGUUUGCCGUGAUGCAUCUGGACAUCGAGAAGACCACGGAGGCGUUGCUGCAGUAUGUGGUGGCUCCUCUUAUACUCCGUCGACAGGGUGAGGACAUCAAUGAGCCCCAAUCGCUGGUGCUGGCCCGCCUGUGUGUCUACUGUAUUAUUUCCUGCCUGGAAGCCCGCAAGGGGAAUGCCUCCUCAGCCUUGACGGCCAUGAAGAAGCGUUCGAGAUCGCACGACGAGGAGGAACUGGCGGCCAAUGCGGCCAAAGUGCGCAAGGUGAUUGGCGAUGGUAGCGACAACUCCAGUGAUUUCACGGAUACAUCUGCAGCCGGUGGAGGAUUCGGAGGUUUACUAGGAUCCACAUCCGCCACGGAAUUGCGAACCACGCCGCUCACACUAAAAGAACCCCUGCAGACGAGCGUGCAGCACAUUUUCGGAGUAUUCGUGCAGUUUGUCAGCGGAGAUGAAUUGUCGCCCAAGGCCGUUUUCGUCUAUCAGUUCAUCUCGCUGCUGGUGGAGUGCGGCGGGGAGCGAGUGGCCCCCGUUCUUCGCCUGCUGCCCACCAGCCUGGUGCAGCAGCUUCUCAAGGUUCUCGUGACCGACGACAUUCGCGUGGGACUGAUCAGCAGACUCUACGACCUGCGAUUGCAGGCGGGAAGGCAGUCGGCGGUGGCCGAUUUGUGCCUGUGGCGGAACAUGCAGAUGGCCAGGCACAGCAUACACCUGUGAGGGAUUCCAAUGCCGAUUACGAUUAAGAUUAAGAGACGGGCGGGCGAAAUUGCUAAAUGAAUUGUAUUAAAAACUAGAAAUUGGUGACUCGA
Molecule: messenger RNA, 3187 nt
Organism: Drosophila takahashii
Lineage: Eukaryota; Metazoa; Arthropoda; Insecta; Diptera; Drosophilidae
Product: mediator complex subunit 24
Cellular component (GO): mediator complex
Molecular function (GO): transcription coregulator activity
Source: RefSeq, a predicted model, not a curated record